Messenger RNA from Umbelopsis ramanniana AG, 1582 nucleotides. RefSeq lists its product as uncharacterized. Gene Ontology annotation, molecular function: protein binding. The transcript is spliced from 4 exons. NCBI's taxonomy places the organism in Eukaryota, Fungi, Mucoromycota, Umbelopsidomycetes, Umbelopsidales, Umbelopsidaceae. Bases 271 to 1356 code for a protein of 361 amino acids. The record is from RefSeq and is a predicted model, not a curated record.
CUCCAUAUGAGACUUAUGCUGCAAGAGAAUCACUCAUUGAUCCGGAUUCAGCUUCGGUGGAGUAUGAGGCUUUUGAAGCCGCCGUGCCUAGAGAUACUUAUAUUGAGCCAAAUAUGUCCCGCCUUAGAGAGACUGUUGUUCAACCCAUGAGCAUUAGUAUAUAUAGUGACUACCAUUACUUGGAUCCCGCUGCUACGGAUAUGUAUGGCUAUCAUCACGCAAAAGCUCCUUCAUCACCACUGGAUUUAGCAUCUAGAGGCGAAUACUUUAAUGAAAGUGAGAUGGUGGACCCUCAUAUACGUGCUCUUACCCCACCAAUGCCACCGGUUGUUCAACAAAAUCAUCAUCAUCAAGCUGUCGUUCAUCAUAGUUUUGUUCCUGUACCAAGUCCUUCUAAAGCUGUAUUUGAUACUCAACAGAGUUACUAUGAUGAUCAAGACAACCAGCUCACGCCCAACCCGCGUCCUUCUGCCGCUAGCCGCCAUCCACAGCCACUUCCACCUCUUAUCCAUCUCCACUCCUGAUUCUCCUUGGCAAGCUACUUCACCACGCACCAGCUCUCUUUAUAAUGAUUCCUCUAGACACAUGAUACCUACACCCAAUACAGCUGGCUCAUCACCACGAUCUCGAUCCAACAUGCACCAUAUGGCACCUUCACCACAGCCGUCUCCUAGUACAGCUGGUUCUUCUCCUCUUGGGCAAACUUCUUUACCACCAAGCCCCUUCCCGGUUAUGUCACCAUCUAAGUCUACUCCAACAGGUGGUGCGGUAGACAAGAAGAAGACUUCGUCAAAGAAGAAGGAAUCUGUCGUGGCUAGUAACCCUGCCGAGAAUCUUGUCCAUGCUGGUAUCAAAUUCCAUGAAGCUGGUCAAUUAGAAAAAGCUGCUGAUAAUUUCAGGUUAGCUGCUGAACAAGGUUCACCUCUUGGUAUGUUCUUAUUUGGUGUUUCCCUCCGACACGGAUGGGGCUGCAAGAAGAACGAAAAGGUUGCAUUCCAGUAUCUACAAAAGGCUGCCGAAAGCGCUGUAUUGGAUUUGAACAACUUGUCUUCCACCGUCAACAUGUCAGCCGCUAGAGGUGAACUGGUGAUGGCUAUUUAUGAAUUGGGUGUUUCGUUUCGACACGGAUGGGGUUGUGCAAAAGACAAGACCUCUGCCGUUUAUUUUUUCAAGAUUGCCGCUGACCUCGGCGACCCCGAUGCGCAAAAUGAUCUCGGACACUGUUAUUACCACGGUCAAGGUGUAAAGAAAGACCUACACAAGGCAGCCAAAUACUAUCGCAAAGCAGCCAAACAAGGUCAUGGUAUCAUGGGUAAUUCAUGGAUCUUUAAGAGCAAGUACGACCCUAAAAAAUAAUUGCAGAUACCCCCACAUUUAUGUCGUGCGUGCACUCGCUCUCUCCACUCUCUCUCUCUCUCUUUGGUUCCCUUCCUUCAUAAAUCGUACCGCUCCUUGCAUCUCUUUCGUGUAUUUCUCACAUUGUUGUUUUUUUUAUACUUCCUUUCUACUUGUUUAAUUAACAAUUCCUAAAUUGUGCGAUCAACAACAAUAAAGCAAGCAUAACCGUUCUCCAAGCAUUUAA